Messenger RNA from Papilio xuthus (Asian swallowtail), 1209 nucleotides. RefSeq lists its product as uncharacterized. The record is from RefSeq and is a predicted model, not a curated record. The transcript is spliced from 5 exons. Gene Ontology annotation, biological process: double-strand break repair via nonhomologous end joining. NCBI's taxonomy places the organism in Eukaryota, Metazoa, Arthropoda, Insecta, Lepidoptera, Papilionidae. Gene Ontology annotation, molecular function: DNA end binding. Bases 145 to 927 code for a protein of 260 amino acids. Gene Ontology annotation, cellular component: DNA ligase IV complex; nucleus.
CUUUGCUGUAUGUAAUCUGUAUCUGUACCCCAUUUGUAAAACGCAAAACGAUUGUCAAGAAGACGAAAUUAAAAUCUAAAAUUGAGCCGAAACUCAAGAAAAAACAAACAGAUCACUGAUCGGCUUAUUACAUAAAUAUUAAAAAUGUGGAAUAAAUUGCAAGACUCGCCCCCGUUUUAUCUGCACUUUUCACAGAACAAUGGCUACGAGAUAUCAGUAACCGAUUACAUUACAUUGUACACUGUUAAUGUUUUGGAAAAUGAAUUUAUGGCAAUAUUGAAGGAAAGUAAUCCAAAUCUGGAAAUAACUGACGAGGAGUGGAUCGAUAAUGGAGUUAACAUGGUUUCAAACUUUGAUAAUAUGUUUGACUUAAUAAUAAGCACUGCAGAUGGACAUUUAAAACUUUAUAUUUGCAAAGUUUUUGCUUAUCCAUUUAGACUGAAGUUAACAUUACAUGAAGCUCCCAAAGAAAUUUUCUUUCAGAAAGUUACUCAGCAUCUUCUCAGGACUAUUAUAGAGCUUCGCACUGUUGAACAAAAAUUGCGAGUUUCUUUAAAAAAGAAAGAUGAUGAAAUAGAUCAGUAUAAUAGGAGAGGAUAUAAAAUAGAAAAAUAUAGAAGGACAGCAGUAUUUAAUGACAUGGAAUAUUUGGAAGAGCAUGAUGUUUUUCGAAGAAACAUUGAUGUGCCGGAAGACAUUCCUGUCAGUUUACUUGAGAAAAAGGAAGAUAAUAAUGAAAAUCUGCCUGAAGCGAAAGAAGAAGGAGAUGGUACUCAAGAUCUCGAAGUUAAACAAGAAGCAUCUGAAGCAAUGGAAGCCGAAGCUACACAAAGUUUAUCAAAAAUUGAAAUCAAUGAAGAAACAAAGAGUGAACCGGAAAAUACUGAUAGUCCUUUGAAAAAACGGAAAAAGGGGUUGAAUUUGUAAGAUGAAUAAUGCUAUUUCGGACUUUAUUUUAAGGUACUUAAAGGUGAUUUUAUCUUAUUUAAUAUUCUUUUUCUAUGUGCUAAAUAAGCAUAUAUGUUAAUGGGAAAUUAUGAUCUCUUGUAUAUCUUAUACAAAAUCUAUUUAUUUUAUAAGAAAAAAUCGCUUUUUUAUUUUAUUACGUCAUGUAUUUUUUUUUGUUAUUUUUUAAAUUUUAUAUACAAUUUUUUUAUUAUAUGCAUUGCAUUCUAUGUAAUCAAUGAUAUGGUUUUUGAAAAGGAAACU